UGCUUGCUGGCACUUUUAUCGGCUGCUCUGUUUUGUUUGGCUGGAAGCCAGCGAUUGCCCAAGAAUCAGCCGAUGUUCUUUCCCAAGGAACAGGACAUUGUCUUUCCAGAUAACAAGCAAUACAAAACACCAUUCAAAAUCAGUGACUUUUACUAUAAUAGUAAGCUAAACACUAAGCUCGAGCUUCCGAUGCCGCCGCAGCGUGAACUCAAUCCGACUCGCUUCAGGCCGGGGCAACCGUUUCCACCUCCGCCAAAUGGGCGACGAUACAAGAAAAGGCGCACGGGGCAGAAUAGACGCCUCUGCGAGCGCAAGUACUCUGAGUAUGUUGAGCGAAUCUUUCCCAACGAUACCGCUGUUUCGGAAGACGCAAAUGACGAAGAUUUCGAUGGCCGAGUUCUUGCCCGGCCUGGUGAAUACCCCCAUAUGGCGGCUGUCGGCUUUGAGACUAACUCCGACAAAAUCGAUUACAAGUGUGGAGGCAGUUUGAUAAGCGACAAUUUCGUAUUGACGGCGGCCCAUUGCACCGAGGUGGACGGAGAUGCGCCGAAAUGGGUUCGCAUCGGUGGACUGAAUCUUAUGAUCGAUGAGGUUACGGUUGAGCCUCAGAACUUCGUCAUCGAGAUCAUCUUCAACCAUCCCGAUUACAGAGUUGAAUUAUAUUAUAAUGAUAUAGCACUGCUUAAGCUGUCUAAUAAUGUAAUACUAAGUGAGUUCGUUCGCCCCAUCCGGCUGUGGGUGGAUAAGGAGAUACCUACUUCAAUUGCAUUCGCCAUGGGCUAUGGCUCGACUAGCUUUAGCAAGGCCAUGACAUAUCGCCUGACCCAUCUAAAUGCGACCAUAGUACCCAACGAUGAGUGCACCCGGGAUCUGCCUGUAUUUGCUGAGACUCCCAAUGGCAUUAUAGACAGUCAGAUCUGCGCUCAGGAUUUCCUUCAGAAUCGGGACACUUGUCAGGGCGACUCAGGCGGUCCGCUACAGCUGAAUUUGCCUGGUCGCAGACGCAGCCUUAUUCAUUAUCAUCUUAUAGGAAUCACCUCCUUUGGCGUAUUCUGUCGCAGCAGCUACCCAAGUGUAUAUACACGUGUGUAUUCGUUCUUGGACUGGAUCGAAAAUAUUACAUGGGGUAUGCCGGAAAACUGAACGUCACUGAAUCAUAAAUUAUGUAUCACAGACUGCAGCUAACAAUAGCUGAGGAAUGCAAAUAUGU
This is a messenger RNA of Drosophila arizonae, 1210 nucleotides long. RefSeq names its product venom protease. NCBI's taxonomy places the organism in Eukaryota, Metazoa, Arthropoda, Insecta, Diptera, Drosophilidae. Gene Ontology annotation, molecular function: serine-type endopeptidase activity. Gene Ontology annotation, biological process: proteolysis. The record is from RefSeq and is a predicted model, not a curated record.